Talpa occidentalis (Iberian mole) is the source of this 1921-nucleotide messenger RNA. It is a transcript of the gene PEPD, whose product is annotated as peptidase D. Lineage: Eukaryota; Metazoa; Chordata; Mammalia; Eulipotyphla; Talpidae. The transcript has 15 exons. Bases 43 to 1524 code for a protein of 493 amino acids. Gene Ontology annotation, molecular function: manganese ion binding; metalloaminopeptidase activity. The record is from RefSeq and is a predicted model, not a curated record.
CAGCUGACGGUGCACUUCACGUGACGCGGGAGCAGGGCGAACAUGGCGACUACCACCGGUCCUUCGUUUUCCCUGGGGAAUGAAACCCUGAAGGUGCCACUGGCACUCUUUGCCCUGAACCGGCAGCGCCUGUGUGAGCGUCUGCGAAAGAACCCGGCCACACAGCCCGGCUCUGUGGUGCUGCUGCAGGGCGGGGAGGAGACCCAGCGCUACUGCACCGACACCGGGGUCCUCUUCCGCCAGGAGUCCUUCUUUCACUGGGCGUUCGGAGUCACUGAGCCAGGAUGCUAUGGCGUGAUUGAUGUCGACACCGGCAAGUCCACCCUGUUCGUGCCGAAGCUGCCCCCCAGCCAUGCCACCUGGAUGGGAAAGAUCCACUCCAAGGAGCACUUCAAGCAGAAGUAUGCCGUGGAUGACGUCCAGUAUGCAGAUGAGAUCGCCAGUAUCCUGACAUCGAGGAAACCCUCCGUCCUCCUCACUUUGCGUGGCGUCAACACCGACAGUGGCAGCAUCUGCCGGGAGGCAUCCUUCGAGGGCAUCAGCAAAUUCAAUGUCAACAACACCAUUCUUCACCCGGACAUCGUGGAGUGCCGGGUCUUUAAGACGGACAUGGAGCUGGAGGUUUUGCGCUACACCAAUAAAAUCUCCAGUGAGGCCCACAAGGAGGUAAUGAAGGCCGUAAAAGUGGGAAUGAAAGAAUAUGAGAUGGAAAGCCUCUUCGAGCACUACUGCUACUCCCGGGGCGGCAUGCGCCACAGCUCCUACACCUGCAUCUGUGGCAGUGGUGAGAACUCAGCUGUCCUGCACUACGGACACGCCGGGGCCCCCAACGACCGGACCAUCCAGGAUGGAGACAUGUGCCUGUUUGACAUGGGUGGAGAGUAUUACUGCUUCUCCUCAGACAUCACGUGCUCCUUUCCUGCCAAUGGCAAGUUCACCGCUGACCAGAAGGCCAUCUACGAGGCGGUGCUGCGGAGCUGCCGCGCCGUAAUGAGUGCCAUGAAGCCAGGUGUCUGGUGGCCCGACAUGCACCGCCUGGCUGAUCGUGUCCAUCUGGAGGAGCUGACCCGCAUCGGCGUUCUGACUGGCAGUGUGGACGCCAUGGUCCAGGCCCACCUGGGGGCCGUGUUCAUGCCUCACGGGCUUGGCCACUUCCUGGGCAUUGACGUGCACGAUGUGGGCGGCUAUCCCGAGGGUGUGGAGCGCAUUGAUGAGCCGGGUCUGAGGAGCCUGCGCACUGCCCGGCAUCUGGAGGCAGGCAUGGUACUCACCGUGGAGCCGGGCAUUUAUUUCAUCGACCACCUCCUGGACGAGGCCCUGGCCGACCCGGCCCGCGCCUGCUUCUUUAACCGUGACGUUCUGCAGCGCUUCCGAGGUUUCGGUGGGGUGCGCAUCGAGGAAGACGUCGCGGUGACUAACACUGGCAUGGAGCUUCUGACCUGCGUGCCCCGCACGGUGGAAGAAAUUGAAGCAUGCAUGGCAGGACGUGACAAGGCCUUUACCCCUUUCUCUGGCCCAAAGUAAAGCCAGUCAGGAAUACCCAGGACUGGGGACCCAGCCUUGCCACCACUCUUCACCAUGGGCAGCCUGCUGAUUGGCGCUCCGGUGGCCAGAGACGGUGCUGAGAAAUCGCAAGCCAGCCUUGACCACUGCUCAAACCAAAUCACACUUUGCUGGGGGAGCAACUCUGUCAUGACGCCCCCCAUCCUCCAGUAGAUCCCACCCUUCAUCUCUGAUUCCUAGCUUAAAUGACAGUGGCUUUUAAAAUGUGAAUUGAAAAUAAUCCUGUUCUUUGGCUAUCAUUUGCAUUCUUUUGCUCAGGAAAAAGGCAUUUCUAGAAAUUUUCUUUCAAAAAUCAAAUAUACAGAAUGGAAUUUGCAAUUAAAGAUUUCCUAAAGUGGUCCUUUGUGCAGGGCUCCAU